AUGGCAACAACAGAAGGCCCCGAGUUCACGGCCAAGGAGGUUGCCGCUCAUAGGGAAGCCAACGACUGCUGGAUGGUCAUCCACGGUGAAGUCUACGAUGUCACAAAGUACAUCCAUGACCAUCCCGGUGGCGCUGACGUCCUCAUCGAGGCUGCCGGCGUCGACGCCACGGAAGCCUUUGACAACGCGGGCCACUCCGAAGACGCCUACGAGAUCAUGGCCGAAUUCCGCGUCGGCAAGCUCAAAGGUGUGAACAAGCGCUCCGCGCCCAAGGCCGUCCGCCUGGCUCCCAAGUCCGCCCCCGCAGCCGCCCCGGCCUCCUCCGCCGCUCGCGCCGCAUCCCAAGCCGCCGCCGCCGUUCUUUUCAUCGGCCUCGGCGCCGUUGCCGCUCGCCAUGCCGUCUCCACACCGGCUGGCCGGGACGCGCUCGUCGCCAUCCAGAGACUCAACCUCCAGCUCCCCUCGUGGCUGUCUCUCGGCGGUAGCGGCGUCCCCGGCGCCAAGCGCUCCGGCUUCGGCUUCCUCGAAGGCUUCGCCGUCGCCUCAGCCUUCUUCGCUGUCGCCGGCUCCCUAGCUGCAAAGGAGGCCUCUAAGCUGCUCCACUACGAGAUCACGCCCAUGCACUACCGCCCGCACAUGAAGCUGCCCAAGGUCGCCAAGCCCAAUCCCCUCAACCAGCGCGGCUGGCUCGACCCGGUCUCCUACCACCCGCUCCCGCUCGUCGAAAAGACCCUCCUCGCCCCCAACGUCUACCGCUUCGUCUUCGAGCUGCCCACGCCCACCACCGUCCUCGGGCUGCCCAUCGGCCAGCACGUCUCCAUCAAGGCCGAGAUCGACGGUAAGUCCGUCAACCGGUCCUACACACCCACCUCCAACAACUCGGACCUCGGCCGCCUCGAGCUCGUCAUCCGCUGCUACCCUGACGGCCUUCUGACGGGCAAGUACCUCGCCAACCUCGAGCCCGGCGCCGAGGUGCUCUUCCGCGGCCCCAAGGGCGCCAUGCGCUACAGCCCCAACAUGGCCCGCAAGAUCGGCAUGCUCGCCGGCGGUACCGGCAUCACCCCCAUGUACCAGCUCAUCCGCGCCAUCUGCGAGGACGACCGCGACACCACCGAGGUCAGCCUCAUCUACGCCAACCGCUCCGAGGCCGACAUCCUGCUUCGGGACGAGCUCGAGGCCUUUGCGCGCCGCUACCCCGCGAACCUCAAGCUGCACUACCUCCUCGACACGCCCCCCGAGAACUGGGCCCACGGCGUCGGCUACGUCACCAAGGAGAUGAUGGCCGAGCGCUUCCCCGCCCCCGGCGACGGCGCGCGCGUCAUGCUCUGCGGCCCGCCGGGUAUGGUCGCGGCGGCCAAGAAGUCGCUGGCGGAACUGGGCUUCGAGAAGCCAGGUGCCAUCGCCAAGACGACUGACGCCGUCUUCUGCUUCUGA
Messenger RNA from Colletotrichum graminicola M1.001, 1434 nucleotides. RefSeq names its product oxidoreductase NAD-binding domain-containing protein. The coding region runs from base 1 to 1434 and encodes 477 amino acids. The transcript has 2 exons. Gene Ontology annotation, cellular component: endoplasmic reticulum. Gene Ontology annotation, molecular function: oxidoreductase activity; heme binding. The record is from RefSeq and is a predicted model, not a curated record. Lineage: Eukaryota; Fungi; Ascomycota; Sordariomycetes; Glomerellales; Glomerellaceae.